Messenger RNA from Chilo suppressalis (striped riceborer), 2136 nucleotides. The record is from the annotation of a GenBank genome assembly. NCBI's taxonomy places the organism in Eukaryota, Metazoa, Arthropoda, Insecta, Lepidoptera, Crambidae.
GAACAAAAAGUGCUUUUUAAUUUAUUGCAGAUUACGAAAUUGUGCUUUCAAAACGGGGUACCAACAUGCUUCUCAUGAAGGGGCACAGAUACGGAUUGAGGACGCAGAAAGGCUACCAGACCAGGUGGAGGUGCGUCAAGCACAGUCGCAACUGCAAAUCUACUGUAUCCAUAGUCCAUGGUCGCAUCGUCGCCAUAAAAGAACACAACCAUUGAAUCGGUUUGCGAUAAAGGCAAAUUCAUUAACUCCUACAUAAAAUGUAUACGGAAAAAUCUACAAGAAAAAAACCCGGCCAAGUGCGUGUCGUGUCACGCGCAGUGUACGGUUCCGUAAUUGCCUGUAGUUACCACACCAUGAUUUGAGCAGGACUCUUUAUUUUCUAUAUCGGAAACUAGAAUAACAGUCAGUCUAUGUAUCUCAACUAAAAUACCUGCAUCGAAGUCAAACUGCAUAUAUAUUUUUUUAAAUACGAAUAAUAAAUAAUAAUCGCCGAUUUUUUUUUGUUUCCUCCCAGGCGUGAAAUAAAUAAAUAAAUUGGGUGUGAAAUCCUCUUAUAUACUCUACAGCUGGCUGCAAGCUUAUGUCAGACUUAAAUUUUAACUAAUCUUCUUUAUUAAACAACGUUUAAUUACACAUUUUACUAACAUAUCCUUAUAAUAUUACUUAUUUUGAUAUAUGUUAUUAAAUGUAAGUAGGAUAAUGGAGUGUCUAAAUUAUAUUUCGUAUGUAUACAUAAUUCACACAAGUGUCCUUUUAAGAAAUCGAUUUUCCAUUUAUUUAUUGAUAUAAAUAAGUGUGAGUGUUCUGUUGAUUGAUAUUCUUGAUUGUGUUUUAAGAAAAUUAUACAAUUAAAUUAACAUUAUAAGCCAUAAACUUACAUCCAUAUACCCAGCUAAUAAGUACCUAUGUAACAAUAAUCCAACACACUGUUUUUAAUUAAAAAAAAAGUCUAGUGUUCAAGACAUUGUAUUGUAAUGUACAAAUUUUAUGAAUGAAGUGGAUUUUUCAAAAAAAAAUGUUUUAAUAAUAUUGUGCUAUUGUUGUUUAAUACUAUAAUUUAUCAAAAACAUUUUCGUCAUAUAGUAUAUUGUAUUUGACUAAUCACAAUCCUAAAGUGAUAUUAUUGAUCGAAAGCUUCCUCCCGCUUACGACAGGUAUUUUCUUAAUAAGGCCACAUGUGAUAGGCUAUUAAAGCGAUGGCAUUUACGUUCUUCUAUGGUAAUGAUGUACAAGUUGUAAGGCCUUCUCUGAUACGUAGUAACCUAUCUGUCGUUGUAACCAUUCUGUGGUUUCGCUUCCGAGCGACAGUGCGUGGAACGCGUUCGUCCACUAAGACAUCAUUGACAAGUCAAUUGUGUCUACCUUUUGCAAAGGGCUUGUUUUCAGCGGUCAAUGAAAUUGCGAACAAAACCUCACCACGCACUUCGGGAAGAGGGGCGACUGUGGAAUUUUGUAUUUUUUUUUGUGACUCUUACUAGUAAUGAUUGGUGUUGUUUGUUUCUUUUUAUAUAAUUUUAGCGCCAUCUUGAGUGUCUAUUUUCAACAAACGAUAAUAGGCAGGUGCGUUGCCGUCCGUGGUUAUCUACCGUGUCGGCAAUUUCACGGACCGUGGUCUCCAUUUUGAAUUUUUAACGGUACACAAGAAUGUGAAACACGUGAUGGUCAAAGGUUAUAAAUACAGCCUACAGUCGGUGAAGAACGGAAAAGGUAACCAAUACCCUAUAUACAAAACGGGCAAAGUGCAACACACCAUCAUUGAUGGUUUCAAAUUCAGCGUACAACGCAGUAAAAAGAAACGCUUCAGGUGGCGAUGCGUCAAGCAAAGGGAUGGCUGUAAAGCUUGCUUCUCUACGUUUAACAACUUCAUUUACUUGAUAAACAAUGAACAUAAUCACCGUCCUUUAAUCUGCCGCUAUAAAUAUGAAAGGGAAUUCGACUAACGAAAAGUCCUCGCAAAAUGGAUAGUGGACUAAAAUAACAAAUGAAAAACAACUAUUAUUGACAAAAUGCUUUAUGUACAUUUUUGUAUAGAACAUUUUAAUUACUAAGAUAUAGAGAAGAGCCUUUUUUGACCAAGAGCUACUGAACCCUCCGAGUAACGGUCUGUCUGUAAGGCUAGAAAUUCUUAUGGUGAUG